AUCCUGUAGACCUAGGGGGCAGAGCUGGUAAGAUGCUACCUCCUCUAGGGUCCCUGCUGCCCCAGGCCCCAUGCUGGCCAUGCCCGCCACUGGACCCUCUCAGCCCAUUUUUCACCAGCCUCAUCCUCAGCUCUCUGUUCACUUCUCCCUCCGUCACCCUUGUUCCAACCUGAUUCUGGAGCCCUGCCUUUUCCAGGAAGGCAUCUGUGUUGCCAGCUGAGGCCACGUAAACCUUUGGACACCCAACCACUCAAGGCCACACUUUAUACACUAUGACCUGCCACCCACAGCUGAAUGGACAAAGAGAGGGCAGCUAAUUCAAGAACACCUGGUUCCUGGGUGACCAGACCCCUAGGAAAUGGCCUGGCUCUGAAAGACUUAGUGGGCUCCUCCUAGGGGUCAGAGUGACCUGAAGGAAGCUGGGACCAAAAGACCACCCUAGCCUAUCACCCUGGCCACAUGGAGUCCAGCAGCCAGCUCUAUUCAGAGCCGAUGGACUACCUCACCUCACUUCUGGCCCCAAAACAAAAACUCUGUGGCUUUUCAGCAAUCUUUACCCUUCUGCUCCAGCAGAGUGGUGGCAUCAGGGACCGUGUGGGUCCAGUCUGAGGGGCCUGUGCCUAGGCCUAUAGGCUUUUCCUUUCUGAACCCAGAUCCCCAGCCCCUGAUGGGCUCUCCCAGUUUAUCCAUGACCCCACUCCCGAUGCCCCAGCCAGCCUGCUCCAGACACACUCAGGACCUACAGAAUCUUCUGGACCACUUCCCCGGGCCUCAGCCACCCACCCCCUAUCCCUCCCCAAUCUCCUGCUUCCAGUGGAGACACAGCCACGUGCUAACAGUCCCCCACACCCAUGGCUUCAGGAAACCUCCUCCCCUCUCUGUGCCUCUGUUCCCCCAACAGCACUGGGUAAGGAGGUGUCUCAAGACCUCCUCAGAGGUGACAGUCUGAUGUGACCUUCCCCCACCUUGGUCCCAGCUCUCUCCAUCCCCUGCCUUAGUGUCAGCAGUUUCCCUCCAGCCCCAGGGGAGGCCCACUGAGGGAGGAGGGGGCUCCUGCAGGAUGUCCUCAACUGGUGGCUGUGUCUGUGGGGCUCAAGACAGAGGCUGGGAAGGGUAGUUCCCAGCCGCCGGAGGAGAGAGCAGCCUCAGUCUCAGCUCAGCUGGGGGAUUCCACUGUCCUUUCCGAGGCUGAGGUCAGCUGCUGGGGGGGUCAUCUCCUUACCCUCUGGCUUCUGGCUGUACCGCCCCUCCCCGGCUAGGGCAUUACGACAAGCCACUGCACAUGGCACAGGUGGGGGGAAGGGGCGGCGCACAGGGGCGGAAGGUGAGCCCCACCCUCCGGUUCUGGAAAAGGCUGUGAGCAGAUGACAUGUUCAUCCUGUCCUGGAGCCAGACUGCGGCCCUGUCUGCGGUCAGGCAGAGAUAAGUCCCCUGGUUGCCGACAUGGCUUCCGGAACACAGACCUCGGUCCCAAGGGAGGGGCGGAACCUCGACUGUGGAGGCAGUCCUACCAGAGGGCGGAGCCUGAGCCGCGAAUUCUAAACACUCAGCUGGAGGCCUGGCAGAGGACUGGAGGGCUGGGCAAGAGUGAGCCGGGAGGUGAGGAGGACUCCAACUCCAUAUGAAACUGUGCUGCCAGUGUGCUCGGAACAGUGGGCCCUUUCAUGUCCUUCGCUCAGUAAAGGCAACACUGCCGUGCGAACGUUUAUGAGGAUGACGACUCGACAGCGCCCUUUAACAGACGCAAAGCGGAAGAGGUGGGCCGGAAGUGGAAGUGCGGCAGAGAGUUAGCGGCGCCUCAGUUGCCAUGGAGACUGGAAGGGGAGAGCAGCAGUCUGCAGAGUCUGAGUCCUACGCCUUCGCUGAGGAGACGUGGACGCCAACCACGCGUCCGACCCGGAUCCGCAGCCCCAGCCAGUCCUCCCUCGCCUACUCCGAGUCUUUCUACCAGCCAGGUAGUCGGCCCCGCCGCGUCUCGCCGCUCACGCUCCGGCCUCUCCCCGAGCCGCACCUGCUGCGCCUGCGCCCCACCUCGCUGCGCACCCAAGACAUCUCUUACUUGCUCACCGGCGUCUUUCAAAACUUGUAUACCGCCGAGGUGAUUGGCGAGGAGGUGAGUGCGAGUUUGAUCAAGGCCCGCGGCAGCGAGGAUGCUCGGCACGAGGAGUUCGUGGACCAGCUGCAGCAGAUUCGGGAGCUCUAUAAGCAGCGGCUGGAUGAAGUUGAAAUGUUGGAGAGACAUAUCAUUCAGGCCCGCGCACGGGCCCUUGCGGAGAAAGAGCGGGCCAUGCACCAGGCUGAAGUACAGGUCCUUGAGCCGUUCAUCAAGAUGCCUCCAGUGAAGACCAUCUUCAGGUGGUGUGUGGACAACGAGUUGCUACAGAAGCAUCAUUUGAUCUGCCCGAAUGAUUACUACAGCGAUACAGUGCCCUUUUGCUCUGCACCUAAAGGUGCCUUUGUCCCUGGAUAUUCAAAACUGACAUUUAGUUGUGAGAAACGUUCUGUCCCAAAGAAAGAGCUGACCAAGAAGCUUGCCUGCAGGAAGAUGCCCUCUCAGUCUGAAGAGGAGACAGACUACACCAUGGACAGCCUGACAUGGGACUCAUCUUUUAAGGGCAAGCUCAGAUCCAGAGCAACUGCCGAGAAAACAGGUUCACCGAAGAAUAAAAACUGGAUGAACCAUUUACGUGUGCCCCAGAGGCAGCUGGAGCGGCUUCUGCUCGCCAGGAUGGAGAGUCGGAACCGCUUCCUGAAAAACCCUCGCUUUUUCCCUCCUAACACUCCGUUUGGAGGCACGUCUCUUCUGUUUCCUCCCAAGAAGCCAGCACUGAUAGGAGAAUUCCAGGAUGGAGAGCUGGAAGAGAGUUGUGCUGAUACUCCAAUGUUUCUAGCUAAGCCCUCAAUCGCAUUUUUCACGGAUUAUGAAAUUGGACAAGCUUAUGAGAUGGUGAUCUCACUGCAGAACACCACGUCCACCAGCCGCCACCUGCGAGUCCUCCCGCCGUCCACGCCCUACUUCGCUCUGGGAUUGGGGAUGUUCCCAGGAAAAGGUGGAAUGGUGGCUCCUGGAAUGACCUGCCAGUACACUGUCCAGUUUUUUCCCGACUGCCUUGGGGAUUUUGAUGACUUUAUUUUAGUGGAGACCCAGUCAGCGCACACGCUGCUGAUCCCCCUGCAGGCCUGGAGGCCGCCCCCAGUGCUGACGCUGUCGCCGGUGUUGGACUGUGGUUACUGCCUCAUUGGGGGCAUGAAGAUGACCAGAUUCAUCUGCAAAAACGUGGGCUUCAGCGUGGGCAAGUUCUGCAUUAUGCCUAAGAAGAGCUGGCCGCCGCCAAGCUUCAGAGCUGUUGCAACCAUCGGCUUUGUUGAGCAGCCCCCCUUUGGGAUCCUGCCGUCAGUGUUUGAGCUGGCUCCGGGGCAGGCUGUAUUCAUGCAGGUCCUGUUCCUCCCAACCAGCCUGGGAAAGGCAGAGCAGACCUUCAUCAUCGUGUGUGACAACUGCCAGAUAAAGGAGCUGGUGACCACAGGAAUCGGGCAGCUGGUGGCUCUGGAUCUGAUCUAUGUUUCUGGUGAAAAAAGUCAGCCGGAGCCCGGAGAGCUCACAGACUUAACAGCCCAGCACUUCAUACGCUUUGAGCCUGGAAACCUUCAGUCCACGGCCAGCAAACUGCUGAUUAUUAGAAACGCCACGCACGUGGAGCUGGCCUUCCGCUGGCAGAUCGUGAAGCCCAACCUGAGGCCCCUAAUACCUGGAGAAACCUACAGCCUGGACAGCAUCAAGUCCCACCCCGACAGGGAGACGGCAUUCUCCAUCACCCCCGACAUGGGAGCUCUCAAGCCCCACACGGACCACGAGUUCCUCUUGAGCUUCUCUCCUCGAGAGCACAGGGAUUUUCACAGCGUGCUCCAGAUGGUGCUAGAGGAAGUCCCAGAGCCCAUGAGCUUGCACUUGGAAAACCCGAAGGAUCCCUCGUACUCUGUGGAUGACGUGAUUGUCCUGGAAAUCGAGGUGAAAGGCUCAGUGGAACCUUUCCAGGUUCUCUUAGAACCAUAUGCCCUCAUCAUCCCCGGGGAGAACUACGUUGGGAUGAAUGUGAAGAAGGAUUUCAAGAUGUGGAACAACAGCAGAUCUGCCAUCAGGUACACGUGGGGGAAGAUCAGCGACUGCCACAUCGUUGAAGUGGAGCCCUGCACGGGGACCAUCGAGCCCAGCGAGGUGGAGGAUUUUCAGUUGAACUUUACCGGGGGUGUCCCCGGCCCGACGAGCCAGAGCCUGCUGUGUGAAAUCAAAGACUCCCCCUCACCGGUGGUCUUACACGUGGAGGCGGCCUUUAAGGGGCCUGCCCUCGUCAUCGACGUCUCAGCCCUUCAGUUUGGUUUGCUGCGCCUGGGGCAGAGAGCCACCAACUCCAUCCAGAUCCGGAACGUCAGCCAGCUCCCGGCCACGUGGUCCAUGGAGGAGAGCAGGGUCUGCCUGCAAGAAAGGCAAGAGGGCGUGUCUCCCUUCAUCAUCGAGCCGUCCAGUGGCCAAGUUCAGCCGCUGGGGGAGUGCAGAGUGAGCAUCACGUUGGAGGCCCGGCACUGCCAGUGUCUGCAGACUGUCCUGAAGCUGGAGGUGGUAAACGGGACCUGCAGCCACCUGCCUGUGUAUGCCGAGGUGCAGGAGCCCUACGUGUACCUGCAGAGCAGCCAGGUGGAGGUCACCAACCUCUACCUGGGCGUGCCCACCAAGACGCCUGUCGCACUCAUCAAUGGCACACUCCUGCCCACACAGUUCCACUGGGGCAAGCUCCUGGGGCUCCAAGCAAGCUUCUGCACAGCAAAAGUCUCCCCGAGACGUGGCACGCUGGGCCCCCGUGAGGAGCGCCAGUUCAGCCUAGAGUUGACUGCUCAUACCCAGGACGAGUUGAUGGACCUGGCCCUCCCUUGUAACGUGUUGGGCAUGAAGGAGCCACUGGUUCUGGGCAUUUCCGGGAAACCCCGGGGACUGCAGGUGGCCAUCGCCAUCUCUACAGAGGACGGCGACAGCAGUGUUGCCAGUGCAGAGCUGUGGCCAGGCCACCCGGAGAGGCUCCACCUGGACUUCGGCUCAGCAGUGCCACUGCGGACCCGCGUGAAUCGCCAGCUUAUCCUGACCAACUGCUCCCCGAUACAGACCCCUUUUACCCUCAAGUUUGAGUACUUUGGGAGCCCUGCAAACAGCCUGCGCCAAAAACCCAGCCUCCCCGACAUGCCUCCUGCCCUGCUGAAGAUGGCUCGGAUGCGGGAGCUCUUGGCCAAGCGAGAGCAGCUGGAGUUUAUGGAAAGCAUGCUGUCCCACGGGAAAGGAGCUGCCUUCUUUCCCCACCUCUCCCAGGGCGUGCUGGGGGCCCACCAACAGCUUGGCAUUGACCUCACAGCCUGUGCGAACAUGUGGGGCGAGUACUGGGACAGCCUCAUCUGCACAGUGGGAGACCUGCCUCCAGCGGUCAUCCCGGUGCACAUGGCGGUGGUGGGCUGCCCCAUCAGCUCCCACAGGACCGCCCACUACACCACUGACCAGAUCCAGAAGGAGCCUGUUGUCAGGUUCGGCACCCAGGUCUCUGGAGGAGACACCAUCACCCGGAUCCUUCGCCUGAGUAAUUCCAGCCCCUGUGACAUCCGCCUGGACUGGGAGACCUACGCUCCAGAGGCCAAGGAGGACCGGCUGCUGGAGCUGCUGGUGUCCUAUGGGCCACCCUUCCCGCUGCGGGACCAAGCUGGGAACGGCCUCCUGUGCCCUGAGACCCCUGAGAGCAGCAGCUCCUUCUGGUCCCCAAGUCCCUCUGACGUGUCCAAGUCCAGCCGUGAAGCUGCCCAGUCUGCUGAGGGCGGUUCCAGUGCCGGCGCCUCCCAGGAAAUCAUCUCAGUCACCCUGCAGGGGCGCGAGGGGGUGCCCUCUGACCAGCUGUUCUCCAUCAGCCCCAAGCAGGUGGUGGUCCCCGCAGGGGGCAGCAGCACCAUCCGCAUCUCCUUCACACCCGUGGUCCUGGGCCCUGACGUCCUGCACAAGGUGGAGUGUACUGGCUCCGCCCUGGGCUCCAUGAGCUUGGAUGACGAGGUGGAGAGGGAGCUUCCGGGGAGGAGGCGCCGCCUGCAGGGCUCGGCUGUGGGACCCGUGAGGCUGCACCUGCACGGCUACGUGAGGCCUGCGCAGCUGAGCGUGGAGCUGGACUCCGGCAGCGUGGUGUUCUGGCACCAGGCCAGCGACCUCAUCCCCGAGCAGCGCUGUGCUGGGGUGCUGAGUGAGCUGGUGACCACCCGCCACCUGAAGCUGACCAACACCACGGAAAUCCCACACUACUUCCGGCUCCUGGUCUCCAGGCCCUUCUCUGUUUCUCAAGAUGGGGAGAGCCGCAGCCACAGGGCUCCCGGCCCCAGCUGGAAGCAGGAGUGCAAGGAGGGAACAGCAGCAGCCGGCAAGCAGCUGGUACUCUACCCACAGGAGAACAUGCUGGUGAAUGUGUCCUUUUCCCUCUCCCUGGAGCUGCUCUCCUAUCAGAAGCUCCCGGCUGACCAGAUGUUGUCUGGAGUGGACAUGCAGCAGAGCGCGAGUGGAGAGAAAAAGAUGGUCUUCACUCAGAAUCUGCUACUGGAAUACAGCAACCAGACCACUCAGGUGGUGCCCCUGCGGGCCGUCGUGGCCGUGCCUGAGCUGCAGCUCUCCACCAGCUGGGUGGACUUCGGGACCUGCUUCGUGAACCAGGGCCGCAUCCGGGAGGUCUACCUGAUGAACCUGAGCGGCUCCCGGAGCUACUGGGCCGUGUUGACAGGGUCACCCCAAGCAGUGGGCUGCUGGAGGCACGACCGGUCAACGCGCCCCCCACCUCCGUCCCCCUCCAGGUUUCCUUCACCGCCAGGAGCUGUGAGCUGUACGAGUCCACGCUGGUGGUGGAAGGUGUGCUCGGUGAGAAAUCCGGCACCCUGCGGCUCCGGGGCCGAGGCUCGUAUGAUGAGAAAUAUGCAUCGCCCUACUAGCUCUGAGCCUCUGCCCUCAACCCCCAAUACUGGAAAUAAACACGGCCCAGAGCUAUGGAGCAGGUUUACUGGGCAAAGGCACCUACUGGAGGACCUCUGAACAGCUCCUGGGAUGGAGGGACUUCCCCCCC
Messenger RNA from Delphinapterus leucas (beluga whale), 7127 nucleotides. The record is from RefSeq and is a predicted model, not a curated record. Lineage: Eukaryota; Metazoa; Chordata; Mammalia; Artiodactyla; Monodontidae.